Molecule: messenger RNA, 3043 nt
Organism: Bactrocera tryoni
Lineage: Eukaryota; Metazoa; Arthropoda; Insecta; Diptera; Tephritidae
Exons: 7
Coding region: 778-2550 (590 amino acids)
Source: RefSeq, a predicted model, not a curated record
UUGGCUUAAACGCGUACCACUUUUCGGAAAAGCGUUUUGUCUAGCGGUUUUUGGCGGCGUGUGCGUACGUCACUUAACGUCUAUCACUUUUUGAAUAUACCUUUAUUUCAUUUCCCUUUCGUGGCUUAUUCUAAUUGCUUUUUGUGCGAGUUUUCGUUUUUCAUAAAUUUAUUUCGAAAAUGCCACAAAUGUCAGGCCACAAGGCAAGCUUAUAUAAGCAAGUAUAACAAAUUGUACAAGAAAUAUAAACGGGUAAAAUAUUAUUCGAAAGUGUAAACUACAAAAUACUAGUAGUUGAGUUCGAAGCGCCUACGUGGAUGUGAAAAUAUUGAUAAUCUGUGGAAGCAAAACGUGUAUAAACAGCGUGAAUAUAUGCAAAAGCGUAUAGAAAUAUUACAACAAAAAAAAUACCAGAUAGUUAGGUAUGAUGUGAUCAAAGCGACAGUGCGCAUGUGUUUAGUAAGGUCUGUGUAUGGAAAUGAAGGUUGAGAAAAUAGUUAGAUACAAUGCUGCAAGCUCUACUAGCAAUAAAAUUAACAGAUAGCAAAAGCAAAUAGAAGUGAAAAAAUGAAAUAGCACAAGUUGUUUUCGAAUGCUAUUAUAACCGUAGUAGCUGCUUGAAACUGCGAAACCGAAGCGAAUAAAAACAAGAAAAGAAAACAGUUCAAAACGCAUAAACAACCAAAGCAACAAUUAAGAAAAUACGAAAUAAGUACACAGCAAAACUAUAAAAACAUUCACCAUACAUUACACAACACAACCAACAAACUACCGAACAUGUCCGAUAACGGUGAACAACAAGCGCCCACACAACCGGCCGCCGUCUCACAUCCCCUGCAGGAUAUCGCCUUGGAUGUGCCGGACGAUGCUGCCGGUGGCAAACAAAACUGGGUUAGAUUCGACGAUGACGAGGCGGCCCAUAAAAAUGCCAACAACAACAACAGAAACACCAACGGCGACGACAACAUAGGAAAUGCCACACGCAUUAGCCCUACCACCGUCAGUAGCAGCGGCCGCGACGCGCUGGCUGCAGAACUAGCAACGACGACGCCAACACCGGCAAACCGGUCAGCCCCCGCCGCUCUACUACCAGCGCCGCCCAGUCGUAAGCAAACAUCUGUGGCUACCGCGUCAAUACCAAUAACAACGGCAACAACAGCAGCCAUAGCGCGACCGCGCUCACCACUCAGCGGCGCAGAGAGUGCAAGCGGUGCCGAAGCGAUCGUGUCAGCACCAGCACCUGUUCAGCGUGCAACAGCAAGAACAACGGUUUCCGUCGCUUCACCUCCAGCGCCAGGGCCGGAUGUAGCACCCGCUGUUUUGAACACGGAGAGUACGCAUGUCAAUUUGAAUGCAUCCGGUCGUUCGCAGCCGAAACUACAACAACAUCACACACCCACUGCACAGCCAAGCGGGCAACAGCACCAGCAGCAACAACAUCAGCAAAAGGCUAAAUUGUCACCGUCCAAUGUGGCUGGCGUCGCAAGUGCUGGCCAGCAGCACCACUACCAACAACAACAACAUCAACAGCAUUAUCAAAAUAACAAUGGCACAUCGCCAUCGAAUGGUAGUAGCCAUAAAGUGGCAGCAACAACAACAGCGACAACAACAUCGAGCGUAUCAAUACCCGUCGAAACGGUGCCACCGAUGCGUACCAUUGAACUGUCGACGGGUCGCAUACGUGAAGGUUUCGCUAAUGGCGAUGUUAUAGUUACCUUGCUGCCUGCCAACACUAAGUGGCCGUGGAUAACGCCAGCUAUAUUCCGUCCUGAACUGGUACCCGAAGAACUGAUGGCGCAAGGUCUAACCCUCACCGUCGAAGAGUAUGUCAACGCCAUGGAGACAUUGGUCAACGAUUACCGCUUCACCGUCUACAACAUCUGCUAUAAGCGCAUACUUGUCUGCUGGAUUUUGCUAGCCUUCACAGUGCUGCUGACGUUGCUCUUCUCUGGCCUACAAGGCGUGGCGCUCUUCUCGCUCGGCGUCGGUUGGCUAUUCCUCAAUGCGGCCGCCAUUUUCCUCUGCAUGUGGGUAAAACUUCGCUUGUCACGUGGCCUGGAGAAAUGCUUAGCGCGCGUCAAUCGUCAGCUAAUGAAGCACAAAAUUCUACUCAUACUUGACGACCGUGGACGCAUCUCGUGCCACAAAGUGAACUUGUGCUUCAUGUAUUUCGAUGCGACGCAAUGUGUCAGUUUCCUAAAUGAAUUUCUCGAACACACCGAACAAAAUGGCGGUGAAGCCAUCAAGGCCGGUUGGGAGCGCAAAUUAGAUAUUGAUGUGAAUGAUAUUGUCAUACAAGGCAAUAAUCCGGUGCGUUUGUCGCGCAAACAGGAGCGUGGUACACAGCUUUUCCUGCGUUAUGCCUCACGCUGGGGCAUGGAGGCGUUACGUGGUCUGGUCGAUGUUACGCCACUGGAGCCGGGACGUCAUUGUGGACAAUUUCAGUGUCCCUGCCAGUACAUAAAAGAGCAUUUGCAGUGCAAACCGCGAGUUGUUAUAAAUAGCAUAGGCCAGGUUGUUUGGAGUCGUUUCCCAAUGUACUUAGAUUGAAAAUUAGCAAGAAAAUACACUUUGUACCAAACUUUUCACUGUAUGUAUGUGUGUGUGAGCACAAUUUGCGGCGGGCGAUCACUCGAAAAUACACUUCUAAAUAUAUAUGUUUGGAAUAUGUAAACAAUUACUUAAUUGUCCUUAAUUACACACUAAUACAUGCUCAGUUCGAUAAGUUAUUUGAAGUUAUUAUAAGCUCAUAAGUACUUAAGUACAUAUGUAUGUACCCCAACUAAUACAAAUACAUAUGUUUAUAUAAUAUUAUUAUACACUAAUUAUUGUUGUUUCAAUCAAUAAGCAGAAACUUUAAAGUAAUCACUUAUGUAUGCUCCUAAUCCUUAUUACCUUGUAUGAAAACUCAAGUACUUAAAAUUUUAUAUGCGAUUACGAAUAUAUAUGUAUGUAUUUAAUACCACUCUCAACAUUUCCUUUGUUGUAGUUUUGUUAAGCAAUACAUUUUCAAUAAAGCAUACCAUACGAAUCUAAUACACAA